Messenger RNA from Gasterosteus aculeatus aculeatus (three-spined stickleback), 1889 nucleotides. RefSeq names its product glucose-induced degradation protein 4 homolog. Gene Ontology annotation, cellular component: GID complex. NCBI's taxonomy places the organism in Eukaryota, Metazoa, Chordata, Actinopteri, Perciformes, Gasterosteidae. Gene Ontology annotation, biological process: proteasome-mediated ubiquitin-dependent protein catabolic process; protein catabolic process in the vacuole; protein targeting to vacuole. The record is from RefSeq and is a predicted model, not a curated record.
GUCCACAUACUUUUCUGGAAGCUUGGCGCCUGGUAAACUAAACUGUGGAGGAAUCGAAGGGGUUUCGAAUGUCGGCGGACCUCCCGGUCCUCUGCCCCCUUCUCCAUAGACGCCGACAGAGACCAUCGCUCGGACUGCAAUCAACCGAGACCCGUGCCCAGCCAGCCGAGCGGGAGCCAUGCCUGUCCCCGCUGGACACGCCAGCGACUCCCCGGCCGCGGCCUUCGCAUCCUCGGCCUCGCUUAUUCCUCCGCCGCCGAUUAACACCCGGCAGCCCGGUGUUGUCACCUCGCUGCUGUACAGCGGCUCCAAGUUCAGGGGCCACCAGAAGAGCAAAGGGAACUCUUACGACGUGGAGGUUGUUUUGCAGCAUGUCACCAUGGAGGAUUCCUACUUGUGUGGCUACCUGAAGAUAAAAGGGCUGACUGAGGAAUACCCGACUCUGACCACGUUCUUCGCCGGGGAGAUCAUCAGCGGGAAGCGGCCGUUUCUCACCCGGAAGUGGGACGCAGACGAGGAUGUGGACCGUAAGCACUGGGGCAAGUUCCAGGCUUUCUACCAGUACGCAAAGUCAUUCAACUCGGAUGAUUUUGACUAUGAGGAUCUGAAGACCUCUGACUACAUAUUCAUGAGGUGGAAGGAGCAGUUCCUGGUGCCCGACCACACAAUAAAAGACAUCAGCGGAGCUUCCUUUGCUGGAUUCUACUACAUAUGCUUCCAGAAAUCCACGGCAACGAUCGAGGGCUACUACUACCACAGGAGCUCCGAAUGGUACCAGUCCCUGAACCUCACCCACGUUCCCGAGCACAGCGCUGCCGUCUACGAGUUCCGGUGACCCCGGCUGCCUCCGCGGAUCCUCGCGUGAUAGGACACAGGCGAAGGUCACAGCAGAAGGUCUGCAGACUCGUACGCGUGGCCAACAAUCGGACGCAGAGUGACCGGUGGACGGAUGAAUGUAUGGAUGCCAACCAGCAGCUCCCACCGGGCCGCAGGACUUCAUCAUCAGUUUUAACGUCUGGUUUGAAAAACUCGCACGCUCUGUUUGCAACCAGAAGCGUCGCCGGCUUUCACUCGGCCAAUGACGGGUGAGCAUGAACGCACAUGACCUCCCCCCCCCCUGGACGACGACUCUGAGGACGCCGACACGACCUCUAACCAAGUAAAACGCCAUGUCGGUGGGCGAGGAGUUUGGCUUCCUGAUUGAUCGGAGCGUUAAUCAGCCCAUAAGCUACAGCGGCAGUAUUUGGGGCUCUUUGUUUGUCCGCCAACAGGAUGGUUGAGUGACACUUUUAAAGGCUGCAAUGUGAGUGACGAGCUGAACGAGCCCCCCCCCCCCCCCAGAGAUUAUUAUCGACAUGUGGCUGCUGUGGAUCUUGUUCUAUUGCAUUACAUUUGCACAAAGACGGACUUUACGUUACAAAUGAUGAGCAGGACGAGCUUCUUGACGGGUUUUUAAGGGUUUGACAGCGGAGGUUCAGAGCCAAAACAAACACAAGUAUUCUUUUUUCUUUUCACUGCAUCAAACAAAGAGCUUUUUACUCCCUCGUCUGUCCUUUUAAACGAAGAUGCUCUCCAUCCCCACGUUUCUGUCCCCUCGACUAUGCAACGCUUUUAACAUGGCACUCUUCAAACAUAAAACCUGCAGUUUUCAGAGACAGAAUUGUAUUCUAUCCUUGUGUGUAUAUAUAAUGUGUGUAUGUAUAUGAAAAAAGAAAAGAAUCUAUCUUCAUGAAAGGAAAUACUUUGUUCAAAUUGCCUAUGAAAACACUCCCUGAUCAUGUUCCCUUCCCGCGUGAUGGUGCCAUCUCUCUAAAGUUUAUCAGAGUUGUAUUAUAACAGUGUGUUUUGGAUUGAAUUGGUGUGACUGUAAAGAAUGGAUUUAAAAAAAA